Pyrgilauda ruficollis (rufous-necked snowfinch) is the source of this 5214-nucleotide messenger RNA. RefSeq names its product ATPase 13A3 (gene ATP13A3). Bases 16 to 3858 code for a protein of 1280 amino acids. The transcript has 33 exons. Gene Ontology annotation, cellular component: late endosome membrane. NCBI's taxonomy places the organism in Eukaryota, Metazoa, Chordata, Aves, Passeriformes, Passeridae. Gene Ontology annotation, molecular function: ATP hydrolysis activity; ATPase-coupled monoatomic cation transmembrane transporter activity; polyamine transmembrane transporter activity. The record is from RefSeq and is a predicted model, not a curated record. Gene Ontology annotation, biological process: polyamine transmembrane transport; intracellular calcium ion homeostasis.
UGACUCAGCUGUUGUAUGUAUGAGAUUUGUCCACACACUGGCUCUUCAGACAGGUCUUCCAUAUCUCAAGUUGAGAAGUUCCAUAUCAUACUAAACAUGGAGAAAGAAGAAAAGAAAUAUGUCAAUAAAGCAGAGGAAGAUGAGAUGGAGGUCUAUGGCUAUGAUCUGUGUCGCUGGAAGCUGGUGCUAGUUACUGUGGGAGUGAUCUGCUCUGGUGGCUUUCUUCUCCUCCUCCUCUACUGGAUGCCCCAGUGGCGUGUGAAAGCAACGUGCAGAAGGACGGCGCUUAGGGACUGUGAGGUGGUUCUGCUGAGGACGACUGAUGAAUUCAAGAUAUGGUUUUGUGCAAAGGUUCGCAUUAUGCCUUCCUUGGGAGCCAGUCCUUUACAGAAUCCUAACCCUAUCAUGCACAAGGUUUCAAAUGGCCAUGCUGUUCAUUUCUCUGAAUCUGCUGCAGAAGAGAAUAAAAAUGAUUCGAGAAAACAUUUGCCUAUUCGUUACUUCACACAUCACAGUGUGAAGUAUUUUUGGAAUGAUUCAGUUCAAAGUUUUGAUGUUGUACGAGGUCUAGAUGAAUCUACCUUCUGCUCUGCAAUUCAUAAUGAACACAGCACAGGACUGACAAAAGGAAUGCAUGAUUACAGAAAAGCAUUCUAUGGAGUAAAUGAAAUUGCUGUGAAAGUGCCUUCCAUUUUUAAGCUUCUGGUUAAGGAGGUUCUCAACCCUUUUUACAUUUUCCAGUUGUUCAGUGUGAUAUUGUGGAUCACUGAUGAGUAUCACUACUAUGCAUUAGCAAUUGUGAUUAUGUCUGUAAUAUCCAUUGUUAGCUCACUCUACACCAUUAGAAAGCAAUAUGUUAUGUUACAUGACAUGGUAGCAGCUCACAGCAUUGUAAGGGUUUCUGUCUGCAGAGGAAACCAAGAAAUAGAAGAAAUCCUUUCCACCGACCUUGUGCCUGGAGAUACCAUGUUGAUUCCAUCCAAUGGGACAAUUAUGCCCUGUGAUGCAGUUCUGCUCAGUGGUACUUGCAUUGUAAAUGAAAGUAUGCUAACAGGUGAAAGCGUUCCUGUCACAAAGAUUAAUCUGCCAAAUCCUUCGGAAUAUCCAAAAGCAGUGGGAGAUGAGAUCUACAGUCCCGAAGUGCACAAGCGGCACACGCUGUUCUGUGGAACCAACGUCAUUCAGACCCGCUUCUACACCGGGGAGUUGGUCAAAGCUCUGGUAGUGAGGACAGGCUUUAGUACUGCUAAAGGACAGCUUGUUCGUUCCAUACUGUACCCAAAGCCAACCGAUUUUAAGCUCUACAGAGAUGCCUAUUUGUUUCUCCUGUCUCUAGUGGUGGUAGCAGGCUUUGGGUUUCUUUACACAAUUGUCAAUAGCAUCUUAAAUGAGGUUCCAGCUCGCACCAUCAUCAUUGAGUCUCUUGACAUUAUCACUAUCACGGUGCCUCCAGCACUCCCUGCUGCUAUGACUGCUGGCAUCGUUUAUGCACAAAGAAGGUUGAAAAAAAUUGGCAUCUUCUGCAUUAGCCCACAAAGGAUAAAUAUUUGUGGCCAGCUGAAUCUUGUGUGUUUUGAUAAGACUGGCACACUUACUGAGGAUGGCUUGGAUCUUUGGGGAAUUCAGCGGGUGGAAAAUGCUCGUUUCCUUUUGCCGGAAGAGAGGGCUUGCAGCGAGAGCUUGCUGAAGUCAGAGUUUGUUGCUUGCAUGGCAACUUGUCAUUCCCUUACAAAAAUUGAAGGGGUGCUUUCUGGGGAUCCACUUGAUUUGAAGAUGUUUGAAGCAAUAGGAUGGAUUUUAGAAGAAGCAACUGAAGAGGAAACAGCCCUUCAUAAUCGAAUCAUGCCAACAGUGGUUCGACCUUCAAAACAACUUUCCCCAGAAUCCAAGCAAGCAACAGAUCAAGAAAUGGAAUUGUUUGAGCUGUCGACUGGGUAUGAAAUUGGAAUCGUGCGCCAGUUUCCAUUUUCCUCAGUGUUGCAGCGCAUGUGUGUAAUAGCCAGGGUUCUAGGGGAAAAGAGAAUGGAUGCUUACAUGAAAGGUGCUCCAGAAGUGAUUGCCAGCUUGUGUAAGCAGGAAACAGUUCCUGUUGACUUUGAGCGUGUCCUGGAAGAAUACACUAAGCAGGGCUUCCGAGUUAUUGCUCUUGCUCACAGAAAACUGGAGUCUAAGCUUACGUGGCACAAAGUCCAGACUAUUAGCAGAGAUGCUAUUGAAAGCAACAUGGAUUUUAUGGGGUUAAUUAUAAUGCAAAACAAGUUAAAGCAAGAAACCCCUGCUGUACUUGAAGAUUUGCAUAAAGCCAACAUUCGCACUGUCAUGGUUACAGGGGAUAACAUGUUAACUGCUAUCUCUGUGGCCAGAGACUGUGGAAUGAUUCUACCUCAGGAUAAGGUCAUUAUUGCUGAAGCACUACCUCCAAAGGAUGGGCAGGCUGCCAGGAUCAACUGGCAUUAUGCAGAUACCCUCGCAAAAUGCACUAGUUCAUCACCAGCCAUAAACUCAGAGGAUAUUCCAGUUAAAUUGGUCCAUGAAAGCCUUGAGGAUCUCCAGAUGACAAAAUACCAUUUUGCAAUGAAUGGGAAGUCAUUUGCAGUGAUUUUGGAGCAUUUUCAGGACCUGGUACCCAAGCUCGUGCUACAUGGCACUGUGUUUGCUCGCAUGGCACCUGAUCAGAAAACUCAGCUGGUGGAAGCUUUACAAAAUGUAGAUUACUAUGUGGGCAUGUGUGGAGAUGGAGCAAAUGACUGUGGGGCACUGAAGAGAGCACAUGGUGGUAUAUCUCUGUCUGAACUUGAGGCUUCUGUGGCAUCACCAUUCACUUCCAGGACACCCAGCAUUUCCUGUGUGCCAAAGCUGAUCAGGGAAGGCCGUGCUGCUUUAGUAACUUCCUUCUGUGUGUUCAAAUUCAUGGCAUUAUACAGCAUCAUCCAGUACAUCACUGUUACUUUGCUGUAUUCUAUCCUGAGCAAUUUGGGAGAUUUCCAGUUUCUCUUCAUUGAUUUGGCAAUCAUUUUGGUGGUUGUCUUCACUAUGAGUCUGAACCCUGCUUGGACAGAGCUUGUUGCACGAAGGCCUCCAUCAGGUCUUAUCUCAGGUCCACUUCUGUGUUCCGUGUUGUCUCAAAUCGUCAUCUGCCUUGCUUUCCAAACCCUGGGCUUCUUUUGGGUCAAACAGCAGUCCUGGUAUGAGCCUUGGACACCAGACUCUGAUGCAUGUAAUGUGUUGGACGCCCAGAACACCAGCUCUGCACACCACGGGAAUGAGACUAUUCAUGAUGAACAUUACAUUAAAAAUUAUGAAAACACAACUUUGUUUUUUAUAUCCAGCUUUCAGUACCUCAUAGUGGCAAUUGUCUUUUCUAAAGGAAAGCCCUUUAGACAACCAUGCUACAAAAAUUUUCUGUUUGUUUUAUCUGUUAUAGUUCUUUAUGUCUUCAUAUUUUUCAUCAUGCUGCACCCUGUUGAACCUAUCGACGCAUUUCUUGAGCUUGUGUGUGUGCCACCGGAGUGGCGCCUAAGAAUUGUCAUCAUCGUUAUUCUAAAUGCACUUGUAUCUGUGCUGACAGAGAAUGUCCUCCUUGAUAUGAUCCUUUGGAAGGUUGUGUUCAAUCGAGACAAACAAGGAGAAUCUCGCCUCACCAUACCCCAGCCGCCUCAGGAGGCUGGGGACCGCUGUGGAGUCUGUUUCCUUUCUUCCCUGUUUGGUUGUAGAGAGAAGACACCAAAAGCCAAGUAUAUGCACCUAGCUCAGGAACUGCUGGUUGAUCCAGAAUGGCCACCAAAACCCAGGACAACAACAGAAGCGAAAGUACCAUCCCGAGAAAAUGGUUCAUAUCAAAUCAUCACUGUAACGUAGCAGUGGAUCUUGGUGGCAUGCAUCUUUAGUAGUAUUCAGAAGAAUGUAAUUUUAAGGCUUUAUUUGAAACUGCAGUGUGCUAAAUGUCAAAUUCUAAUGCAGAUAUUUCCAACUGUUUUGUCUCUCUGAAUACAAAAUUCAGAGCCAGGCGUCUUAUGGCUAUACAUUUUAAAAAUGUAAGUUAUCCUAGGCAGAACAAAAAUGAUUGUUUCCUUCCACCUUCUUUCAGAUUUCAUUGUUCCUAAAUGAGAUGCAUUUGAAGGUUUAAACUGCAGGGCAGUUAAAACAGGUUCACAUUAUUUGCCUGGAGUAUCUUAAUAGUUGUUCUAACCUGCUUAUCUGGGCAUGUGUUCAUGUAAACCCUAUGAUGUGAUGGUUUCAUGGCUGUACUAGAGGUGCAUAAUAACCUUGUCAUGGUUUGGGGUUUUUUUGUGUCUGUGUUUUUGGUUGGUUGGGGUUAUUUUGUUUGUUUAGUUGGUUUUAUUUGACUGAUGAAAAGUUUUGUGCCUCAGAACGGUUCUAAAGUUUGUGUGUGUGUGUACCUCUAAGUUUGUCCCUAUUAGUAAGGAGCAUUUCCAGGUGUAAUGUUUGGGUUCUAAGUUCAGUUCUUUAGUCUGCCACAGCAGACUGGGAAUGCUGUAGAAGCAAUAUGCUCUGUCCUUAAGAAAUAAGCACAUUGCUUUCAUGUAGAUUCUUGACUUCUAUUCUAGCUAACCAUAGGGAAGGCUUAGGUGGCCUCCAGGGGAGGAGCCAUUUGGUUACACUCUAAAGUUUUUGGAGAAAGAAGGAUGGAGAAUCUAAACCCUUUCUUAUGUCACGUUUUAUUACAUUUAGCUAUGCAUUUCUCCAUAGACCUUGCUUUUUCCAGCAGAAGGGUUGGAUUAUCCCUUUGUGGACCAUGUUUUAUUUGUGAAUCUAAAGAUAAUUUUCUUAUAUACCUUGAAGUAGUAAGGCCAGAGUUACUGCUGCAAGGAAUAUGGGAGUGGGAGGGAGGUAUUGUCACGUGCCCAUGUGUGGGGUUUGUGCACGUUAAGAGCACAGGCGUUUCAGAGUCUGCCAGUGUCUUAAACUCUACAUGUAGCUGUACAAAACAAAAUUAAGAGAAAAUUGAGCUAAAGUCUGUCUUGCUGCAGAACUAUAAGGCUUAUGCAGAUUUUAUUUAUUAAAAAAAAAAAAAAAAGAAAAAAUAAAAGCAUGUAUCACCACUAAUGCUGCUUAAGCACUAGGGGUAGCCAUACGUAAUUUUGCCAUGAGGCAGUAUCAGAACACAAGACCACUAGAAAAAUAGGUCUACAAAGAAGUAGAGGCAGACAGCACUUUGACUUGCAAGGUUUAAAACUUUUUUUUUUUUUUUUU